Messenger RNA from Hipposideros armiger (great roundleaf bat), 2780 nucleotides. RefSeq names its product myomixer, myoblast fusion factor (gene MYMX). NCBI's taxonomy places the organism in Eukaryota, Metazoa, Chordata, Mammalia, Chiroptera, Hipposideridae. Bases 1560 to 1814 code for a protein of 84 amino acids. Gene Ontology annotation, biological process: myoblast fusion; skeletal muscle organ development. Gene Ontology annotation, cellular component: endoplasmic reticulum membrane; Golgi membrane; plasma membrane. The transcript has 3 exons. The record is from RefSeq and is a predicted model, not a curated record.
UAAAGAUUAUUCUGGUCACUGUGUGGAAAAGAGUAACAGGAACACCUAGUUAGGAGGCUACUACAAUAAUUCAGGCAAGAGGUGAUGGAAGCUCCGACGAAGGUAGUCAUGUGGUGUUGGUGAGAUGUGGUGAGAUUCUGAGUAUUUUGAAAGUAGAGCCACCUGAAUUUACGAAUGUGGGUAGUGAGCUGUGAUAGGAAGAGAGAAGUCAAGGAUAACUAUCAGGAUUUUGGCCAGAGUAACUAGAAAGGUGCAGUUGCCACUUACAGAGAUGAGAAAGCCUGAGGGAGGAGCAGGUUUGGUGAGAAGAUUCAGACCACGUAUCUGCUGUGUGAUUUUAGGUAAAUUGCUUAACCACUCUGAACCUGUUUCCUCAUCUGUACAAUGGUUAUAAUCGCUCCCUUGCAGAGUGUUAGUGAGAAUUGUGUGAGAUCAUGAACUCACAGGCUUGGCUUGCAUGUGUACUCAGUACACAUCCUGCCCAUGGCCAACAGAUGACACAUUGCCAUAUCUUUUCAGGAAGGAACUGGAAGGCGACGGAGACGAUGCUUAUAUAUUUAUACUCCAGUUCCUACCUCCUCCCCUGCUUCAUCCAGGUAGAAGUGGAACAGGCCUUUUUGAUGGUUGUUUUCUUUAUUCAAAGUGUUCAAUGGUUUUGGAGAUGUGAUGAUGCUAAUGGAGGUGGCUGGUGGAUAAAUGAUCAUAUUCCCAAGGGUGUGAAGUUUACAAAACCGUUCAAGGCCAUUACCUCAUGUGAGUUCAGCAAGGCAGAAAUUAUUUCCAUUUUAUGAAGUAGGAGAAUCAAGUGUUUAAAAACAAAACAAACCCAGGCUGUCUCUAUAUCUUGCUACCAUAUGGAACUUCAUUGAACCCCGGGGGAAAAUAGUAGGUGAAGAGGGUCCUGAAGUGGGUAUUCCUCUUCCCAUCCCUGAGUGGGAGUGCCACCCAGCUCUGUCCAAUUGGGCCCAGCUAUGAGAUGGACUGUGAUCCCACUAGUCUAGCCCAGGAGAGGACCCCCAAAUGCUUGCCCAGGUCCUUUUCUCCCUGUCUCAGCCACUGUGAGCGGUGCCUGGGCUAUAGUCUUACUGCUUCUGAGGCUUGGCUAAGUGAGUCUCAUACACAUUCCACUCAAAUCACUCCUCCCAGCUAUUCCCAGUUACUGAGGUAACUGAGGAGGUGACUGGAGCCUUAAAGAAUCAAUGUGCCUACGGUUACAUCAUUAGAAAGUUCAAUCUGAGUUCCAACUGGUAGGCUUGCACCCAGCAGGGAGAAUUCUUACACCUGUUGCUUCCACUUCUUGCAGCCCAACUGCCCCCUUCCCUCCGUAUACCAGGUGCCAACACACAGCUGUCUCUUCCUUGCUCCCCUGACCCGGCAAGCUAUGCUGGGUGGGGCUGAGCUGGGCGGGGCAGCCCUGUGUAUUGAGUGUCCUGUAGGGCUGUGUCCCGGCAGGCAAAUUCAGCCAGAGAUUGCUUCUGAGCAGUGGUUCUGACUGGUGAGGAGGAAGCAGGACAGGAAAGCCUAGAAUCUGGAUUGCCUUCAAAGCCACUGACCCGGCCAUGCCUGCUCCACUGCUCCCGCUGCUGCUUCGGAUGCUGCUGUCCCGCCUGCUGCUGCCUGCCGCCCGUCUGGCCCGCCAGCACCUCUUGCCCCUGCUGCGCCGGCUGGCUCACCGCCUGGGCUCCCAGGACAUACGAGAGGCUCUGCUGGGCUGUCUGUUGUUCAUCCUCAGCCAGAGACACCGGCCAGAUGCUGGGGAGGCCUCCAGAGUGGCCCACCCGGAGAGGAGGGAGAGGUUAGCUCCGCAAAAAUAAGGCCACAAGUCCCGGUAGCAGCAGAUAUGAAAGGCUUUCUCUUGGAGUAAGAGUUCUGGCACCAUCACUGACAGUAGCCUGUCCAGUGGACAUUAGCCAUGGUGCGGGACUGAGCAUGAGAUGGGUUUGACCCAGACAUGUCCCCGGGCUCCCAGCAGAAAUGACUGCAACGAUGUCCUGCAUCGGCAGAGAACUGAUCCUUACCUCUCCCUGCCUGCAUUCCUCCCAAGACCCAUCCUAAUCGCCUCGGGCCCUGGCAUGGAGAGGAACUGACUCUCCCUUGCUCUCCACACCCCCAGACAAAUGGGGACUGGACGUCCAGUGUGGGACAAUACUUAUCCCAGGGACAAUUGACAAUUUAGCGGAGAGGCAAGAUUUUAAUCCAGACUAUUUUCCAGACUGGGGAUUUACCUUGAAAGAAUUAAGACCUUGAUUCCCCAGAGAAUCGGUCCUGUGCUCCCCCUCCCCUCCCUCACACCCUCGUCUCCCAGUCCAGCAUGCAGCAGCUACUCAAUAAAUACUUUUGAAUUCUUGGGAUGCCUUUGAAAGUCUUGUCACCAGCAUUCAAGCCUGGGCAGCAAGACAGUCUCACCGGGCAAGGGGGUGGGGAACAACUCAAGGCUUCUUGUUCCAUUGUCCUUGUCAGUCCUCACCUCUUGGAAGUUGUUUAUUUUGUCUCACUUCAGUCAGUGCAGCACACUCCCGCCCAGCUGUCCUGAGGCUCUCUUAGAGAGAGUUUCGUUGUCCACCUCAAGCGCCGCGCGGUACAAAGCCCGCCGCGGAGCGCCGGGCGGGCGCCGGAUCGCCCGUUACAGCCCCUCUCCCGCCCGGUGACAAAGACCCACGCAACCUGCGAUUUCCGGCUACGGCCCCAACCCCGAGGUGAGGGGGGCCAAGCAGACUACCAGGGGCCCGCGGGCCCGAGGAUUUCCGUCUCUCCUCCACAACUCCGAUGCCCCUCCCUGG